CUAAGUGUUAAAUAAGUUGCAAUAAAUCAAAAGCAUCUGCCCAAGUAACGUGGGGCAAUCGAAAAAUAGACAACGACAACAACUGUGCCAUUGGCAUAGAAAAUUUCGCAUAUACACACACAUACACAUGCAUAUAUGUUUUUUGAGCACUGAGCAGAAAGAGCACACGUUCGAUCUACUACUAUUAACAAUAAUAUAAUUGCAGACAAAAUUGAUACAGGGCCACAGAAGGGGACGUGACGUUAAUGUCGUCGUGUAAAUUGGAAAGUGGCAAAAACGCGAGCGCACAACUAUAAUAGCAAUAAAUACAUACACAUAUACACACACACACAUACAAUAUAGACAACGCAAACAAACAAACACAUGCACGUACACAUGGACGCGUUUGUUUGAUGUACAAUUUGGAGCAACGAACAAUAGGCAGACAAACAAAUUAUGACGGCGCGUGAAAAUGUUGCAAGUCGCCUGUCCAAAUUAAUGCUUAGCAAUGCUGCUGCCAGCAACAACACCAACACCACCAACAACAGCAGCAGCAUCAGUAGUAACCAUCAGUCGCCCUCACCAUCGAUGUCUACGGUGCAAUCCCCGACUGGCGAACAGUCGGAGCUAAAUCAACUGAAACGGGAUGCGGAUCCGCAGUUUUCGCGCUUCGCUGACUAUUUUGUGAUAUGUGGCUUGGAUCUAGACACGGGCUUGGAGCCAGAUCGCUUUGCAGGUGACAAUCUGCACUGUUCCCCGUUGGAUCGAGCAUACAAGAGCAAACCAUUGGCUCACUAUCCCGAAAAUGUGCCCUGGAAUCCCUUCGAUGCGCACGGCAUUUGCAUGCUCUCCUUGCCGCAGGGACUGCGAUUUCGCACACAAAAGCACAACAUAGAGCCCAAGUAUCAUUCGUUUGCAACGACGCGUGAGGAUGGCAAACGCUGCUAUGGCUUUAGUCUGGUGUUCUAUGAGGAGAUACGCAAUCGUAACAUAUGCGGCGCCAUACAUACACUGCAAUCUAUGUUUAUUACUGAGCUCUCGAAUGGGCAGCAGACGCACUCACUGAGUAGGGUGAAGCAGGAUGGACCCGUGAGCCGUUCGCUGCCGCGACACUUUAAGGUUGCUGGCCAGGCGCCGCAGUCUGCACAAAGCUAUUAUGAUAUAAGCAAAGAUAAGCUGUAUGUGGCCAAGAGCAUCUCGCUCAUAUGCCAAGCGCCCUAUGCGUUUGCUGCGCAGCUUUUUCUUAAGAAUCUUUACCGUUGUCUUCCGCGACAGCCAGGUGCGGGCAUAAGUCUCGAAUCCUAUGUGUACAACAUUUUAUAUGAAGUGAUGCUACCUCAGCCAGGCAAAUCCAUACGUGUCUAUCUGCCACCAGCGGAGCCACAUUUAGCCGCAAUCGCUGUGAUUCUCCAACGACCCUCCUUGGCCACUGAGCUGCCCCUGCUGGACUUCCCGCUGCGUCUGCUCUUUAAUUAUUUGGGCGUGGAUUGUGUUAUACAACUGCUCACGUGUGUCCUGCUCGAGAGUCAGGUCCUGCUGCGCUCCACAGACUACCAAAGACUCAUGAUCGUGGGCGAGUGCAUAACAUCGUUGCUGUUUCCGUUUGUAUGGCCACAUGUGUAUGCACCCAUUUUACCAGCUGCUCUGCAUCAUUUUCUGGAUGCGCCAGUGCCGUUUGUUAUGGGACUGCAUGCUGACUGUGAGGCUGCGCAUAAAAUUGGCAGCGAGGCAGCGCUUUGCUUUGUGGAUAUAGACAAGAAGCACAUACAGCUGCCAGAGGAGUUGCCCAUCUUUCCGCACAAGCUAGAUUUUAUGGCCGAGAUUAUUUCCGUGCUGGAUAAGUUUGAAAUUGAGCGAGAUCGCGCACAGGAGCCGAACUUCAAGAAUGGUUAUGGCAUGCGCGGCCAUGCCGAUGCCAUGAUCUCAAGCUGCACGCUGCCCAAUGGACUGCAGGCAGCGCGGCGCAGCAAGGAACGCUUCCAGCAGUUGCAGGAGACAGUCUAUACGCUGUCCAGCCCGGGCAGUGCGCCUGCACAACAGCCGCACGUGGACUAUCAGCCGCUGAUAGCACAUCCAGCCAAGAUUGAUCAUGUGCCGCGUAUAGCGGACUUUCUGCGACGCAAGGGCGGCAUGCGUGCUGCCCAGGCAGCGGGCUCGCCUGUGGGCAGUCCCACGCUAUCACUAUCCUCUUCCCCCGUGGGCGUCUAUCAGAAUGUUGAUGUUGUGGAUGCCACACUGCCACCCUCACGAAUGGGCUCGUUAUCGCGGCGCGGCGAGAAGCCUACGCUGUCUACUGUGGAGCAGUACUAUCAGGAUCUGCGCAUAAACAAUUCGCUGCGCGAAAUAUUUCUCAAUCGUUUUGUGCACAUGUUCCAUGCCUAUGAGUACUUUGUCAUUUAUCCUAACCAGGCCAAGGACGAGUGGCUAUCGAAUCGUGAAACGUUACAAAAUUUCGACAAGUCGUCAUUUCUUUCCGACCAGCCGGAGCAUCAUCGCGCGUUUCUCUCGCGCUUUCUUGAAUCUCAAAUGUUUGCCACGCUCAUUGACAACAAAAUUCUGGGCGUGUGGGAGCCACAGCCCGACGAGCAGCUACAGCUCUUUGAUCAGCGCAUCAAGUUGUUGAAACGCCGCCAUGGCGAGAACAUGAUCUGCGCCACAAGCUAUGAGCCGUGUGUGCUCACCCAGGACUCACAGCAGUGCUUUGAGAAGCGUCUCAACAGCAUAGACAUUGAAGUGACGCCACCAAGCGAGAUCCUGUCCAAUCGCGCCGCCUAUUUUCGCAGCUUUCCACUGCUGGAGAAGGGCGUACUGAACCAGGAGUGCGCCUCGAGAGGCAACAGCUUGCGUCGCGUUAAGAAUGGCAACAAGUGGCGGGCACGUGAGAUUUCGCUGGAUCAGAAGCCGCUCAGCGGCGGCGGCAACAGCAACAGCAACUCUUCCAGCUCCAAUGCGGCCAUCAAUCGCCUCUCGGCAAACUUAACCACGGCGGAUGUGAGUCCAGCGCUUAUAGCCCAGGCCAAUUGGACUUUUGUGGAGCGUCUGCUUAAGGAUGUCAAGUCGAAGACUAAGCGCAUGCUGCUCGAUAAGAUGGGCAACGAGGCAGUGGCAUUGGGUCUUAAGGCUGAUGGCAUAGAGGAAAACACAAUGAUUGCCAGCAUGUGUGAUCUGCUGGAAAAGAUUUGGUCCCAUGGUCUGCAAAAUAAACAGGGCAAGUCAGCGCUCUGGGCUCAUCUGCAGGCCUAUCUAGCGCAACAGGAGACUUCCAGUGGCGGCAGCGCUAACAAUUGCAGUGUCGAGCCGACAACUCCCAAGUCAAGCAGUAGUCCCAACAACAAGCUGAACAUUGCCAGCGCAUCACCAGCGCUAGCCUGGAAUGCAAUGCGCAAGCGCAUGGACUACUUGUCUACAUUUCAAACGGACAUCGACAACCCGCCCAGUCCGAAUCGCAGUCGCUCACGUGAUCGCCACAAUUUUGUGGGCCUGGAACAGCUCUGCCCACUGCCCGAGUCGCUCGAGUUUGAUGUCAAAAACGUGCUGGCCAUGGCAGAUAUCAAGACACACAUUGGUUAUACACGCGCCUGGGUGCGUCUCUCGCUGGAGAAGAAGCUGCUCUCGCGCCACUUUCGUACGCUGCUCUCGGAUGAGAAUCUGCUGCGCUCGCUUUACAAGCGUUCCGCGUUUUUGCGCUGCGAGGAUGAGAAGGAGCAGUUUCUCUAUCAUCUGCUAACACUCAACACUGUGGAAUAUUUUAGCUUUACCAACAUUUAUCCCACAACAAAGCUGCCCUAUCGUGUGGUCAUCUUCCCAUCGCGUAAAUAUGGCUCUUAUCAGACGUCCAGCAAUGUUUGGAUCAUGAUCUCUGGCACUAUGAAUGAAACGCAGCGAGUGCCUGUGCCCAAAGGCUCGUUGGAAUUUAUAUUUCAUUACAAAAAUCUGGGUCUGCUAACGACCAUGCGCAUUGGCCAUGACAAUUCGGGGCCCAGUCACAAGUGGCUGGUGGAGCAGGUCGUGAUGCGCAACGAGGUCACCGGACACACCUACAAAUUCCCCUGUGGUCGCUGGCUGGGCAAGGGUGUGGAUGAUGAUUCAACGGAACGUUUGCUAGUGGGUCAGCGUGUUUCAACCAGCGUGAAGAAUGCCGAACUGGUGCCGCCCACACGCACACCACCACGCACCCGCAGUCCAAGUGUACAACGUCAAGAAUCCGUGGCGCCAUCGGAGAUUCAACAUCAGUUGGGUAACUGCGUCAAUAUUAUUGUCAAGUGGCACUAUAAGCCUAGUCGGGAUCGCGAUGUGGGCACACUCACUAACUUGUUGUGCGGCGACGAUGGACUCGUUAAAUGCCUCGAGCAGGUCUUCCUGUGCGGCUUUCGUUCUUCACGUUUCUUUGGUCGCAAUCUUUACAUUUGGGAUUAUUUCACCAAAAUCAAGGAGCUGUUCGAGCAGAAUUUACAGCAGGAGCUGGAUGACUCUGCCUCCAGCAUGGACUCUUCUUUCAGCAAUAGCAGCUGCAACAGUUUGCAGCGACGUGAAGUUGCCAGCAUCUGGCGUCUGUAUGUGCAGCUAAUGGAUGAGAUUAAUACGGCAGCCAGUACAUUGGGCAAAGAUGGCAAAUUUCAGCUGCUUAUAUGUCUCAGCUUACGGGAGCAUCUAUUGACUCGGUUAAUUAAACCCAUGGCUUUGACCAAAGUUACACACGAGAUGUAUGAAGAGGAAAGUUUUUUGCGCCGCCGCAAUUUACUAACAUUUCUAAUACAAAUUCUGGAGCCGCUUGAUGACUGCCACAUCGUGUUGGAGAACUCCAUAACCCAGGGCAUACGCAUUCCAUCACAGUGCUAGGGGGCUAGGGCAAAUGCCAACGCACUGCCUCCACUUACCCACAGACAUUUGCAACCAGUGACCUAGAAUACUCAUACUCAUAUGUCCUUAAGUACGUAGAUACUUGUAACUCGUGAGGAAUCUCCAGUAAACUCGAAUCGUUAGUUUGUUAGUUUUACGAUAACCUUAAAUCCUAAUCCAAAUCACUUGCCAUCCAAACGCUUGCCGAGUGUUCCAAGUCAAAGUGAAGCCAAAGUUGAGAAAAAUUCUGUGCAAUUAACAAGUUUACUCUUAAAAAUUCUAAAAUGUUGUUCAAAAAAUUGAAAAUUUGCGUAGCUAAUAGCGUUUAAGAUAAAUCCCUACAUACCAAUGUAAUCAUUUAUUAUCUCUUGAU
Drosophila busckii is the source of this 5191-nucleotide messenger RNA. It is a transcript of the gene pns, whose product is annotated as DENN domain-containing protein 5B. NCBI's taxonomy places the organism in Eukaryota, Metazoa, Arthropoda, Insecta, Diptera, Drosophilidae. The record is from RefSeq and is a predicted model, not a curated record. The coding region runs from base 436 to 4818 and encodes 1460 amino acids. Gene Ontology annotation, molecular function: small GTPase binding; guanyl-nucleotide exchange factor activity. The transcript has 14 exons.